UGUGGCAGAACUCAGGCGGUUCGCCCGCCGGAGGCCAGCCGCCCGAGCCGCGGCUCCACCCCGGAUGCCCCGCCCCGGACAAGGGGUUCGCUCCCCAGAUGCGUCACUGAGACUUGAAGCACGUCACGUAGUCGGAGCUUUAUCGCGUUCAAGCCACAGACGUAAUCCAAAUCAGCUGCUGUGAUUUCUGCAAUAUUACGUCCUACUCGACAGGUCAUUACAACGCUACUACCGUCACCGCAAACGGUCACCUAUGACGACUAGCUAAUGCGGAAUGUUACUGACCAGCUUACUUAUGCUGGCUAUUGUUCAUCUUGCGAAAAGUGGCCAAGUGAAAUGUUUUUGCGAUCGCGAUUCAUGCGACGACAAUCUGCUAUGUCAAGGCGAUUUCUGUUUCAUCGGUUUGAGACGAGAGGAUAACGGGGAAUCACCGAAAUUACGACAGCAUUGUGGCACUGCUGGUGAGAUACCGUACCUAAACGGCGGACACGCCCGAUGCGAAGAACGGAUCGAUAAUUGGCAAGAAAUCUGCAAAUGCGAAGAAGAUUUCUGCAAUACAUUUGCCUAUCUCCGCUCCUCAAUAGAUUCACGGCAAGAUCGUCGUGAUAUUGUGCAAUUCACAAAACAAGAUGUACCGUAUCCACCUCUACAUACGAGACCGGACGAUCCGUGUCAAACAACAGAAGUGCCAGUUGGACGAAAUCAGAGUUCAUCGUUGAUCGUGCUGCUCGUCAUCAUUCCGCUAUCCGUUGGCGGUUUUGCUGUCUGCCUCAUCUUUCUUAAUUAUCACUGCAAAAUGUGUUAAUCUACUUGAUUUUGAGUUUAUGUGCCAGUUUUCUCCUAAAAAAUUCUCUAGUCACAUUUUUUGUCGGAAAAAAUAUCUGUUUUUUUCCGAACAACCUAUCUUCUCUAUCAC
Molecule: messenger RNA, 916 nt
Organism: Cylicocyclus nassatus
Lineage: Eukaryota; Metazoa; Nematoda; Chromadorea; Rhabditida; Strongylidae
Source: the annotation of a GenBank genome assembly